Molecule: messenger RNA, 2618 nt
Organism: Spirometra erinaceieuropaei
Lineage: Eukaryota; Metazoa; Platyhelminthes; Cestoda; Diphyllobothriidea; Diphyllobothriidae
Source: the annotation of a GenBank genome assembly
AUGGACAGCAUUCCACCGGAAGUUCAGCAUAUUUUCACACUAUAUUCUGGCUCCAUUUUGGCCGAACCUCUUUACAGAUUCAUUUUCUCCCAACGUCACCACCGCCUGCUGGUAUGAAAUGAAAUAUGGCGCCGAUGUCGGCCCUCCAUCUCUCCCUGCCUUUUCACCUCAAAUCAUAGCAAACCAGUUAGCCCGAAGGUCACUGUGACCAAUCUUACUGCCGUCCCAAAUCCUGAUAGCGCCUUUUACGUCUGCGACAACUAGAGCGACAGACGAUUCCCCGCAGACACUGGUGCUCAGCUGUCAUUUCUCCUACAGCAGCCGACCGUCGAUACUCAAGCCCCGACCUCUUCAUUCAGACCGUCAAAACCUCGCCAAAUAUCAAGUUCUUUACCUGCUAUCUCUCUCUCUCUCUCUUGGCAACGGCUCCCUGGACCCCGACCCACAUUGUCAAUCUCGGCAGUUCCCAGUCAAAUACCCCUGUCUCCUCCGUCCUAACUUCAGUGCCUCGAUUCCAUCGCAGGGCGUUGUUCAUCAUAUCCGAACCACUGACCCUGCUGUGCUUUCCCGACCUCUGCGUCUCGCGCCUGCAUGACUGCUUGCGACCAAAGCCGAUUUUGAGCGCAUGCUGGCAUUCCUACUGUUGACUGCCGGACCUUGAACAAUAUCACCAUCCCCGGCCGCGACCCUCUCCCCUAUUUUCAGGAUUUUGCCAGUAUCCUAUUCGGCAAGUCUGUCUUUUCGAAGACUGACCUGAUCCGGACCUUCCUUCAGAGCCCCAUCGCCGUGGUGGAUGUUCCAAACACAGGUUGUCACCACCCCCUUAGACCUCUGAGUUCCUGCGCAUGCCGCUUGAACACGGCAACGCCUCCUAGACCUUCCAGAUGUCCGUAGACAGAGUGCUUCGCGACUUAUACUCUCUCUGACAUUUCAACCGUCGUGCUCGACGAUGUCCAUCGUGGUCUCAACAGCAGGGCGAAUGCAGGAAUGGUGACUUGUGCGUGAUUUUUUUAUGGCGAUAGUAGACUUGCGCCACACCUACCGCACUCCCUCCUCCACUUCCCCACCUGGGCUCGGUGUCAAGACAUAGUCAAGAAGAUCGGAGGCGGGAGAAGGCGUAGGGGGUUGGCACGGCCGGACACAAACCUACGCGUACCACAACACCUCUGGUUCACAAUACUUAAUCAGGAUUCUAACCAGUAGCAACGAUAGCAACGGCUAGCGCGGCCGGAGCCUGCCCUCGGCGUGCCGCCACGUGCGACUCCGAUCCCACGGAGUGGGAGUGCUAAAGAGGCCAUAUUAAGGAGAGCAGUUGCAGCCUGAUGCUCAGACCUCCGGUCCGCCACUUCAGACAAACACACACGUGUCUGACGUUUAGGCUGGAGCAGGGGCGGUCGUGGAGACAGCAGUUGCGGUCGUCGGGUGGUUGAUGCAUUGGGUUCGGCGAUGACCGAAGAGGCCGAUCUGCGCGCGGAAUGUUCGUUGACCGCGCGGACACGUUGGGUCGCACUGAGUGCUGAUAUUGCGAAUCGGAGGAGUCUGAGACUUGCCAACGGUCCUUUUGGUUUUGGCGUUGGCUGCCCGGUUUGCUUCAUAGACGACUGCCUUCUAUUACCCAGGUCGGUCUGUUCUGGGCGGAGUUCUUCCAGUCCGAGUUAACCUGCAAUCGCCUCAGAGAUUUUUUAAAAGUGUCCUUAUAGCGUUGUUUUUGUUCCCCUGGUCGGCGAGCACCCAUGGCGACAUCUCGGUAGAAAAGUUGUUUGGUAGGCGAGUGUAGUCCAUUAUCUCCAGAUGGCUGCCCCAUCCCAAUCGCAGUUGCCUCAGCAUGGCGUGGAUGCCCAGGAUUCCGACUCGUUCUAGGACUUCCCUGUCCGGUAACCUCUCUGCCAUCUCAGCUUCAGUAUUCUGUGGAGGCAGCCGAGAUGGAAGUGGUUGAGCUUCCUGACACGACUGGAGUAGACUGUCGAGAUAGCCACUCCGUACAGAAUUGUCGUCAAGACGAGGGCUUGUUCAUCUUCAGUUUGGUGUUCAUUUGCAGUCCGUGGCGAUUCUAAAUGGAGGCUUAAAGCCGGCCGAAGGCCUAACUGGCUUUGGGAAGGCGACGGGUUACCUCAUCGUCAAUGUUUAUGCUGCGCAAAAGCGGGCUUCCUAGGUAAAUGAAGCUGUCCACAGUUUUGAGCUGGCUGUCGUUCACAGUGAUUUAGUGAGAGCUGUACUUCGCGCUAGGUGACGGUUUGUGCAUGACCGCCGUUUCUUCCGUGUUGAUGGUCAGUCCGAAGUUGUUGCAGCCGGCAGCCAGGAGGUUCAUGCUCCGUUGCAUGUUCACUUCGGUCGUGGUGUUGAGCACGCAGUCGUCGACGACGAGCAGUUCAUGGACUGUGGUCGCAGACAGCCGCAUUGGGGCCUUCGUGCGCUUGUUGUUGAGAAGAUGCCAGUAAAUUCUGUAGGCGCCGCCGCCGCCGCCACCGCCUCCUCCUCCUGUCGUUGCUGCUGCUGGUGGCGCCUGUGGUGAUGAUGAUGAUGAUGAUGAUGAUGAUGAUGAUGAUGAUGAUGAUGAUGAUGAUGAUGAUGAUGAUGAUGAUGAUGAUGAUGAUGAUGAUGAUGAUGAUGAUGAGUGA